AUGAGGUUCACUUAUAAAGGCUGGCUCAAAACGUCGUCUAUUAUAAAACAGAAACAAUUUCGGAAUAUCCUCAUGACAAACUUGAAUUUAACUUCUACUGAUAUGGACAAAUUUUUUGAUACAAACAAAUAUGCUCUUAGUGUUUUUCAUCAUCGAAUAAUAAAAAAUUGUUUGAUAUGUCAGAAAUAUAAUAUUAAAGUGGAAUUUAGUGAGAAACUUCACUAUUGUCUGAGAUUGCAUGACUAUACAUUAGAACAUAAAAUUAAUGUAUUAAAAGAAUUAGGAGUGCCAGUUAUAAGUACAUCUUUAUUGAAUCAUACACUCUAUCAUCUUCGCACAAAAUUAUCAAUGUUCAAAAAUAAAGUUAAUAUUCCAGAACAGCAAAAUAUCGCCGAGAAUAUAUUUGGUGGUGAAGUUCCUAAAGACAUUUCUAAAUUGGAAUUGAAUGAUAAAUUGACUGUCCAGGAAUACUAUCAAACAUGUCUUUUGUAUUGCAAAAAUCAGAUAUUCAAUCUGCCAUAUCUAGACGAUAAGAUAUUAUUGCACAGUUACAUAAAAAUGAAGAGUAUAAGAAUGAUUGCAGAGACAUUGAAAGUACUCAGGCUUGAUCUCCAUUAUGAUGAAAAAAUGAUAAAAAGGAAUCCUUCGGUUAUCAUUGCUUCUGCCGAUAACAUCAGAUUGCUAUUGAAUAAUUCUACAGAAAUCUUAGGAAUACCAAUUGUAACGUUUUUAAGAAAAUAUCCCUUUAUACUUUUACAAGAUGCAGUUAACGUUAAACGAUUACUGAUGUUGUUCGAAAAGUAUGAAAUACCUAAUAAAUAUUGCCAAGCGAAGUACUGCAUGAAUAUUUUUCUAUUAAAUCACGAAGACGUCCAAGAACGACUAGAAAUGAUAAAACAGCACCCGGAUCUGAAGAUGUGGUAUAAGCAUCCGCGAAUACUGCAAAUUAUAUACCGGAUAAACCAAAUAAAACGACGCAUAGAAUACUUUAACAUCAUGAAUUCUUGUAAUUGGAUCAAGCCACAAAUGUUCCUGUCUUCAAACUCAUUAAUGGACAGAUCUUUGCAAACCGGCUUAGUUUCAUCCCGAAAAAAUUUAAAGCAUAUAUUUAUACAGGAAUUGGGAGUAGAUAAAAGCAAUUUGCUAAGGAGGCAUGAACAUUGGAAAACGGUUUCAUUUAUUGAUAUUAUGCAAAUGUUACAAUACUUAAAGACACAUUUUACGAUAAAUGACAUAUGCUCCAAUAUACACAUCGUACUUUAUGAACAAUCGAUAGUGAAAAAAGUACUGGCUGAUUUAAAACGACAAUAUCAGAAUACAGAAUACUCGUUUACUAAUAGCCAGUAUCUCGCAUUGUGCCUAUACAUGUUGGAAAAAAAUAGUCAUUUCACAGGUAAUGGUGUUUGGAUGAAACACCAUCAUGAACAGAGCACAAAGGAGCAAUCUUUGGAAAAAAGAAAUACUACAAAAAAAUUUGAUGAUAGUACAAGUACUCUAGAAAACAUCAAUAAUAAUUUCAAUAUGAAAGAUAACAGUAAUAUUGAUCAUUAUGAUACAGAUAUAAGGUUGUAGCAUUCAGUAACAAUAUACUUAAUGUAAAUAGUUGGAACAAUAAUAUACAUAAUAUACAUAAACGUUUUUACUUGUACAGAAUAUUUUACAGCAAUUCAUGUUACAGAA
Molecule: messenger RNA, 1680 nt
Organism: Mycetomoellerius zeteki
Lineage: Eukaryota; Metazoa; Arthropoda; Insecta; Hymenoptera; Formicidae
Gene: mTerf5
Product: mitochondrial transcription termination factor 5
Exons: 6
Coding region: 1-1572 (523 amino acids)
Source: RefSeq, a predicted model, not a curated record